GGGUGAAGGAAACGAAAAGCACUUCAAAUUUCAGCCCCAUAUCAUUACGCUACACUCUGGACUACACUCUACACACACAUACCAAAGCAUGGCAAGAAUGGUGGCACUCCAACAGAACCAACUAUCUUUCUCUCCCUUGGCCUCCUCUCUUUCUGACUUCAGUGGAACCAGACUUCAUACUCAACUUCAGUUGAAGAGAAAAUUAUGGCAGCCAAAAGGGUCUUUCUCUGUCUCUGCAUCAAGCACCAAGAAAAUUCUCAUCAUGGGAGGCACAAGAUUUAUUGGAGUAUUUUUGUCUAGGCUCCUUGUCAAAGAGGGACACCAGGUGACUUUAUUUACGAGAGGUAAAGCGCCUGUGACUCAACAAUUGCCAGGUGAAUCAGACGGUGAUUAUGCUGAUUUUUCUUCCAAGAUCUUGCAUUUGAAAGGAGACAGGAAGGACUUUGAAUUUGUAAAAUCCAGUCUGUCAGCGGAGGGGUAUGAUGUUGUUUAUGACAUAAAUGGACGAGAGGCAGAUGAAGUUGAGCCCAUACUGGAUGCUCUGCCUAAUCUGGAACAGUUUAUUUACUGUUCUUCUGCUGGUGUCUAUCUCAAAUCUGACCUAUUACCUCAUGCAGAGACUGAUGCAGUUGAUCCUAAGAGUAGGCACAAGGGAAAGCUUGAGACAGAAAGUUUGCUACAAUCAAAGGGUGUUAAUUGGACUUCAAUAAGGCCAGUUUACAUCUAUGGACCCUUGAACUACAACCCUGUUGAAGAGUGGUUCUUCCAUAGAUUGAAAGCUGGUCGCCCAAUUCCUAUCCCUAGCUCAGGAAUACAAAUAACACAACUUGGUCAUGUUAAGGAUUUGGCAACAGCUUUUGUUCAGGUUCUUGGUAAUGACAAGGCCAGCAAGGAAGUAUUCAACAUCUCGGGAGAGAAAUAUGUCACAUUUGAUGGAUUAGCAAGAGCGUGUGCUAAGGCUGGUGGAUUCCCAGAGCCAGAGCUCGUUCACUACAACCCUAAAGAUUUUGAUUUUGGGAAAAAGAAGUCAUUUCCAUUCCGUGACCAGCAUUUCUUUGCAUCGAUCGAGAAAGCAAAGAGAGUACUUGGGUGGGAACCUGAAUUUGACCUUGUAGAAGGUCUUGCAGACUCAUAUAACCUGGACUUUGGUAGAGGAACAUUCCGGAAAGAGGCUGAUUUCUCAACAGAUGACAUUAUUCUUGGCAAGAGUCUUGUUAGUGUAUAAACUUUUCUAUCGAUUUUCGGUAUUUCAUGUAUAUUUAGAAAAUCUGUUCCGAUUUGCUACAAUAUGAAGUUCUGAAAUAUUCACGAGCCUUUCAAUGUUAA
This is a messenger RNA of Vigna umbellata (rice bean), 1326 nucleotides long. It is a transcript of the gene CRB, whose product is annotated as chloroplast RNA binding protein. Gene Ontology annotation, cellular component: cytosol. The record is from RefSeq and is a predicted model, not a curated record. Gene Ontology annotation, molecular function: UDP-glucose 4-epimerase activity. NCBI's taxonomy places the organism in Eukaryota, Viridiplantae, Streptophyta, Magnoliopsida, Fabales, Fabaceae. Gene Ontology annotation, biological process: monosaccharide metabolic process.